This is a messenger RNA of Somion occarium, 1337 nucleotides long. The record is from the annotation of a GenBank genome assembly. Lineage: Eukaryota; Fungi; Basidiomycota; Agaricomycetes; Polyporales; Cerrenaceae.
CCUCGGGAUGCACUGGGGGCCUGUAAAAAAUGACAAUCAGAUCUGGUACCCGAUCACGACAACCUCCAAGGAAGCCGUGGUCACUCGAGCGACUCAUCCAUUCCCGCUCGCUCGCAUUGAGCAAUGCUCUCGACCUCUCUACUAAGAGCUCUUACUCUUCACACCUGAAUUCGUACCUUGAAUUCUGUCACAUCCACACCUUUCCAGUUGAACCUACAGAAGACACUUUCAGCUUUUACAUCAUCUACAUGUCACACCACAUCGAACCCCGUUCUGUCAACUCAUACCUCUCCGGAAUAUGCAAUGAACUUGAGGUUUACUAUCCCAAUAUUCGCAAAAUUCGUACCUCGCGUAUCGUUUCAUGCUCUUUGAAAGGUUGCAAGCGCAUGCUCAGCAACCCUAUCAAAUGCAAGCGUGCACUUACUACAGAUGACCUUUUACUCGUCUGUCAAUCACUACAAUCCUCCACUCACCACGAUGACCGUCUUUUUCUCACCCAACUGCUAACCGGCUUCCAUGCCCUUAUGCGCCUUGGUGAACUUGUCUGGCCCGAUCAGACCCAUCUUCGCGACACUCGCAAACUUUCACUCCGGCACCUUGUGGACAUCACCGACUCCUCCUACUCCUUUCUCCUCCCUUCUCACAAAGCCGAUGCGUUCUUUGAGGGCAACCGAAUCCUGGUCCACACGACCCUUAGGACUCCACAUGCUUUGCCCGCCUUCACUUCAUAUCUCCGCUCUCGCGAUCACCUCUUCCCCUGCCGUCCAGAACUAUGGUUACAGAGCAAUGGCUCUAUCCCCACCCGGUCGUGGUUUAUCGCAUGUCUCAAGUAUUUUUUCCCACAUGAUGUCGCUGGGCAUUCCCUCCGAUCGGGUGGCGCCACUUUCCUUGCUGAAUGUGGCGCACCACCUUCACUCAUCCAAGCGGCGGGGCGAUGGACAUCAGAAGCCUGGCAAGCAUACAUUCGCAAACACCCCCUCCUUAUGAACAGCCUACUUUUCGCACAGUGCCCUCCCGCCCUUUCAUAAUUGCAUGCUUUGUAUUUGUAUCUCUACUCUUUCUUUUUUGCCUUCUUUUCCCGUUUUAUCUUUCUCAAUCUUAUGACUCAAUUUUCCACUACUUACUUUCUAUUAGCCUUAUAGCGACUACAGAUAAAAUCGGGCCGCUUCGGGUGACCGGGGCGAGCCGCGCCCUGCUAUUCUCCCUUUUGUCUCGAAAGUUCACAAGAUUCGCAGAGGAGAUUAGAUGAUCAAGAAUGUACCUGCUACAGUGUUAGGAGUAACUUGAAUUUGAUGUGCCGAGAACUGCCGAUCUUUAAAUAAUCAAUUUUGUCUCAA